AUGUCUCGCUAGAGUAUAGAUGACAUUCUCAAUUCAUCAUAGUCUCAUUCUCAAAAUAGUUCUUACUUCUCAUCAGCCCAGAAAAAUGAAGUCAAUUCUAAUGAGUAUGAAUAAAAUUAGCAUAAACUGGGGACAUAUUAGAUGAGGAAUUAAAGUGAGAUUAAGAGUUUUGAUAAUAAAGAGAAUAGAGAACUCUCUUAAAGAUAAUAAGCAGGCAUUCAACAGGAUAAUAGUAAAAUAAUCUAUAGUUUUCACGAGAGUUGGAAUGAUUUUAAGAGUAAGGCAAAUCACAAUAGUGUUGAUUAAGAGGAUGAAAAUCAUAAUCAAAUGUCAAUGCAUAUGAUGAAUAAGUCCAACAUAGCUAAUCAUCCAUCUUCUUCAAAUAAGAAAUAGUUGAGUGAAGUUUAGACUUCUUGUCCAGCCAAAGUAUUUAAAAAUUACUCCAAUGUCUUUGCGGAAAUAACUAAGAAUGUUAUAGGAGAGAUUCAAGACUCUGAAAGUGAUAUGGAUGACGAUUCUAAAUCUAUUUAAUCAGAUAGCAAAUCUCAAGAUCAGUCAUCCAUCAUUCAAUAAAAAAUCAUUGAAGAUGCUCGUAAAGCCUUCAAUGACAUAACCAUAAACAAAAUGAAUCAGAGCUAGUUAAAUCAAAAUUAGAUUCAAAAUACUCAGAUAAAUUCAAGUAACAUUAACAACAACAACAACAACAACAAGAACAACAACAACAACAGCAAUUAGGUCUAUUAGUACAGUUCAAAUGAGAGCUCAAUGAUGAUUGAACAAAAUAAAUAGGUAAUAAACAAAGCAUUCGAUGACUUUUUCCAAAAGUUAACCACUGACUUGGGUUCUGAUUAAGUGCCUUACCAGGACAGUGACUCAGAUGUUACUUCUACUUCAAUGAUAUUUACUUAGCAACAGUUAAAUCAGAUGAAUUAGGAGUAAAUAUUGAUUCAUGCCAACUCUGUACAUGAUAGAAGCAAGAAUUUAAUAGCUACAAUUGAAGAAGACUUUGAUGGUGAAAAUAUGCAGUCUGAAAUAUCUACUAAUAGACUGGGCUUCCCAAUCCAGUCAUAUCGCAAGGAUCAGCAAAACUAUGAUAAUUUUAUGGAUAAUAACACUAAUCAUCACACUUUUAGACAGAAAAACGUUAGAUAAAGCAAGGAAAGUAGCGAAAGACUCAAUAAUGAUCAUUCAUCAUCUCGAAUUAGCCAGAUAAGUAACACUAACAAUACUGCUCAAAAGACCCCACCACCUUUGAACCUAUUUAGAUAACCUAAUAAAAGUCCCUCAGUUUCACCUCAUAGAUAUCAAAACUACAUUCCUUAGAAUAGACACAACAAUAACGAUGAUUCCUAAGAAAGCAGUAAUAACUCAACUCCUGGCAAGCACCUUGACUUCAAAAAUGUGAAUGUAGAUCUAAAAGUCUAAGCUAACUUGAAUCAGAGAUUUCAAAUGCAAAACAAGAUAUAGAAUUUGCAUCUGUUAGACAAUGACAAUAAUGAAUUAAAUUUUGAGGUAUUCUAUUCAGGCAAGAUUCUUGGUAACUCUUUAAAACUCUUCAAUUCAAGCUAAAAUAACUACCUCAGUCUAUAGGUAUUUGUUGACCAGCAAACUGAAGGCUUCACUAGAUCUGAUCUCUAAAAUAUCUACGGAAUAAGCAUUGAAGAGGAAGAGGUGUUCAAUAGCUAUUAAUCUUUUUAUUUAGAAGAUCCAAAUAGCAGACAACUAGUUUAGGCGACUUAAUUUACAAUUCCACCUAAUUAGGAGUUGAAAUUGAUAGUUGUAUUGCAGAACUAGAUGUUUUUACAAGAAAUGCCUUUCAUGAAUAUCGUAUCUUAACUUGUGAUAACCUGUCCUGACUAACAGCAAAUAUAAAAAGUUAUAGCAAGAGGGAAGUUAUAUCAACCUUAAGUGAGAUGCUUUCUCCCUCUGCAACAAGAAGAGGGAUAUAUCAGCUUAGACAUUAAUUAGGCAGUUUAAAAGUUUGAGCUGAAGUUUAAAAACACAAAUGAGAUUGGAUUCCAACUGCCUCCAUUAAAGUUGCAAUUUACUUUAGUAAACUUGAAUUACUACAGACAUAUUCUGAGUCAGUAAUAAACUGAGCAGCCAAUCCAAAUUGAUUAUGCAAUAAAGAAGAUUUAAAUGGAGAACGGCACUGAGAUGAAACUCAAGAAAACUGAGUUGAAUUUGAAAGACGAGGGGCUUUUGAAAGAAGGGGAAGAUCCUUCAAAGAUUGAAAGAACUUUAAAGAUAAAGGUGACUUAGAAGUACCAGACUCAGAAUAAAAUAGACAUGGCUAUUUUGGUAGGCAAAAUAAUUGAUACUGAUUUGAUUUACUAUUUUAUACUUGAAUCAAGGGUAAAUAUAUGA
This is a messenger RNA of Stylonychia lemnae, 2367 nucleotides long. The record is from the annotation of a GenBank genome assembly. NCBI's taxonomy places the organism in Eukaryota, Ciliophora, Spirotrichea, Sporadotrichida, Oxytrichidae.